Molecule: messenger RNA, 216 nt
Organism: Arctia plantaginis
Lineage: Eukaryota; Metazoa; Arthropoda; Insecta; Lepidoptera; Erebidae
Source: the annotation of a GenBank genome assembly
AUGGUUGGUUGUGGAAAACGUUUAGUCCUUGAAGAAAUUUUAACAGAGAAGCAGAUUCUUCAUAUUUUGAAUCAAGCUAUUGGUGGAGACGGUCCCGCAAUUGAUUCAAACCAUGGUGCGUCAGAGCUACAUCUACACAGACUCAAUCAUCGUGAUGCCAGAUCUGACGUCGCUUGGCUACACUUCUCGUCAUUUCCUCGACACCCUGGACUAUGA